UCAGGGUGCUUAGGUUCCUCAUGAGACUGAAGCAGAUUAAACAUUCAAAGUCCCCAAGAAGCUCCACAGCACACUCACACAUUUGAAGGUACUUUUUUUUUUCUCUGUUGCAUAAUAAUGGAAGCAGUUACAAGGAUGGUAGCUGACAGACCAGUGGUGAUCUUUAGCCGGACCACAUGUUGCAUGAGCCAUACCAUCAAGACACUGAUAAGUGGGUUUGGGGCAAAUCCAACAGUUUACGAGUUGGACGAAAUCCAAGAUGGGCAACAAGUUGAAAGGGCACUGCAGCAGAUGGGAUGUAAGCCCGGUGUACCAGCUGUUUUCAUAGGGCAGCAACUCAUUGGGGGUCCCAAUCAAAUCAUGACCCUCCAAGUGAAGAACCAGCUUGUCCCAAUGCUCAUGAGAGCUGGUGCCAUAUGGAUUUGACACAGGCAUGCCAUAGCUUUCUAUAAACAAAACUCAAAUAAAUGAUAUGGCUUUGUCUGUAUUUCCUAUUGGUUUCUGUAGUAUAUACAAUGAAAAUACUGUCAAUGUUUAGAUACUUUUUGCAGAGCAACCCUUGUACACCGUUUUUGGGGCUGGCCAGGAUUAUAGAGUCAUAGAAUUUUCCUUGGUACUAAAUUUAGGAGGAACUUGUAUUAUAACUUGGCCAUGUAAUAUCAUCCUUGUCUAUGCUAAAAUAAAGCUAUAAAAAUAUAUCUACUAUUGUAUGCUGCA
Gossypium arboreum is the source of this 717-nucleotide messenger RNA. Its product is annotated as monothiol glutaredoxin-S6-like. The record is from RefSeq and is a predicted model, not a curated record. NCBI's taxonomy places the organism in Eukaryota, Viridiplantae, Streptophyta, Magnoliopsida, Malvales, Malvaceae. The transcript has a single exon. Bases 118 to 426 code for a protein of 102 amino acids.